Messenger RNA from Iphiclides podalirius (scarce swallowtail), 210 nucleotides. NCBI's taxonomy places the organism in Eukaryota, Metazoa, Arthropoda, Insecta, Lepidoptera, Papilionidae. The record is from the annotation of a GenBank genome assembly.
AUGCCACGAGAAAUCAAAGACAUCAAAGACUUCUUGUUAAAGGCCCGCAGGAAAGACGCUAAAUCUGUAAAAAUAAAGAAGAAUACAGAGAAUGUGAAGUUCAAGGUGCGCUGUUCCCGCUUCUUGUACACCCUCGUCAUCACAGACAAGGAGAAGGCGGAGAAACUCAAACAGAGUUUGCCCCCAGGUCUUCAAGUAAAAGAAGUUAAG